Pyricularia oryzae 70-15 is the source of this 341-nucleotide messenger RNA. RefSeq lists its product as uncharacterized. The record is from RefSeq and is a predicted model, not a curated record. The annotation marks the transcript as partial. NCBI's taxonomy places the organism in Eukaryota, Fungi, Ascomycota, Sordariomycetes, Magnaporthales, Pyriculariaceae. The transcript is spliced from 2 exons.
CCACAUUCUCUCACGACUAUAUUUUAUUUUUCUCCCAAGAUCGAUCUUUAUGGUUUAGGAACCCCAUAUGCUGUUGGCCGACCUCUUUCCUUCUGAACGACAACUUUGAAUACCAUAGAAGUGACUCUGGACGCUACCUGCUUCAGCCAACCACAGCGCAGUGCUCUCCUAUUCAACAACUAUUGUACCUGUACCCACACUUGUUUGCCCCCUAUUUUUCCAUCCUAAUCACCCCUAGCUUGCCGAGCAAACGCGGUUGAUAGAAAUCUCUGCCACCACAAGACGUCUAAAAACAAGCAUCGGACGUCAUUUUGUAGGCUCGCCUGACCAACCAGAUCCUU